AUGCGUGCUCCAUCUUUGCUUGCACAGUGUCUACCUGGUUUGGUACCUCAAGAUAAAGGCAGUCAUAGUAUGUCAACUGUUUCAGAGAGAGAUGCGAAUCUUCCUACACCAGCUGUGGAGAUUCUCCCUUCAAAGAGUGUCCAUCCUUACAAGUAUGCUGGGGAGAACGUAGAAUUCCAAGGCCUUAACGUUUUCAAGGGUAGAAUUAGUGUUGCUGAUAUUAUUGGGUUCACCGGUUCUGAGAUGAUAUCCUCAAAAACUGAUGGGUAUCUAAAAUCUUGGGAUAGCGCUAUUGAUCUUGUUAAUGUUCUCAAGCAUGAGAUUCGUGAUGGACAACUGAGCUUCAGAGGCAAGAGGGUGCUUGAGCUGGGUUGUAGCUAUGGUCUUCCAGGGAUUUUCGCUUGCCUGAAGGGUGCUUCUACAGUGCACUUCCAAGAUCUGAAUGCGGAAACAAUAAGGUGCACAACCAUACCAAAUGUCCUUGCUAACCUCGAGCAAGCUCGUGACAGGCAGAGCAGACAGACAGAGAGCCCCCUGACUCCAUCAAGACAAAUAUUGGCACCAUCAGUGCACUUCUAUGCUGGGGAAUGGGAGGAACUCCCCACAGUUUUAUCUACUGUGAGGAACGAUACAUUUGAAGUGACAACAGGGAUGAGCCUUAGCUUCUCUGAGGAGGAUUUCAUGGAUGGAUGUAGUAGCCAAGAUGGUAGCAUCAUAGAUAUCCCAUACUCUGCGUCUUCUUUGAAGAGACUGUAUGCUCUCAUUAAAAAGUGUUUGAGGCCACCAUAUGGAGUAUUAUACUUGGCAACAAAGAGAAAUUAUGUUGGCUUCAACAACGGAGCACGACAGCUGAGAAGUCUGGUAGAUGAGGAAGGCAUUUUUGGAGCCCAUUUAGUUAAGGAGAUGACUGAUAGAGAUGUUUGGAAGUUCUUUCUCAAGUGA
Molecule: messenger RNA, 942 nt
Organism: Dovyalis caffra
Lineage: Eukaryota; Viridiplantae; Streptophyta; Magnoliopsida; Malpighiales; Salicaceae
Source: the annotation of a GenBank genome assembly